CUUUGGGCAGAGAGCGUAUUACAGAGCCCGGCAAGUCUCCCGUCCACUCCUCCAAAGUUUCCGGUCGGGUGAUUCAUCGGAAGAUUGCCGAUGGCAUUUCUCGUGGCCUUUCUCCAGAUGUUUUUGGUCACCGCCUUCCUCACGCUCGCCCUUACGGACGGGAGGAUCCCGACCUUUAAGGCAGCCGCUCAUUCUGGCGGUGGAAGCUCAUCGGGUCACGCCGAUAAGUCAGGCGUCUUCCUGUGGCCGAUCCCCAAGGAAUUCCUGUACGGUAACGAGACGCUCACCGUUGACCCGGGCCUCUCCCUCGAAGCUAGCGGAGGGGGCGGGAACUCGUCCUUGAUCGAGUCCGCGUUCCGCAGGUACAAGUCUUACGUGUUCAAGCACCACGGAAAGUACUCGGGCCCGAGAUCGGCGAGGAAGUUCCGUUACGACGUCUCGAAGCUGACGGUAGUCGUGAAUUCCGGAGAUCAGAACCUAAAACUUGGCACUGACGAGAGCUAUGCACUUUACGUGUCGAAAGGAGAUGGACAAUCCAUUCUGCAAGGAGCUACUCUUGAGGCAAAUACUGUCUAUGGGGCUUUACGCGGGCUAGAGACCUUUAGUCAAUUGUGUACUUUUAAUUUCUUGACGAAAGAUGUGGAAAUAUACAAAGCACCAUGGCAUAUUCAGGAUGAGCCUAGGUUUCCAUAUCGUGGACUUCUUCUUGAUACAUCACGGCACUUUUUGCCAAUGACAGUAAUCAAAGGGGUAAUCGAGUCUAUGUCAUAUGCUAAACUUAAUAUUCUCCAUUGGCAUAUCAUAGAUGAACAGUCAUUUCCUUUGGAGGUCCCUUCAUUUCCUAAAUUAUGGAAUGGAGCAUACACAAAGUGGGAGCGCUAUACGACUGAUGAUGCAUCUGAAAUUGUGGAGUUUGCUAGAAGCAGAGGUAUCAAUGUCAUGGCAGAAGUAGAUGUACCUGGCCAUGCAGAAUCAUGGGGAGUUGGUUAUCCAAAACUUUGGCCUUCAAAAACUUGCAAGGAGCCACUUGAUGUCAGCAAAAAUUUCACAUUUGAUGUUAUUUCUGGAAUAUUGUCAGAUAUGAGGAAAAUUUUUCCAUUUGAGCUAUUUCAUUUGGGUGGUGAUGAGGUCAAUACAGAUUGUUGGAAGUCGACAGCUCAUGUGAACCAAUGGCUUGAAGAGCAUAAUAUGACUGGAAAAGAUGCAUAUCAGUAUUUUGUGUUGAAGGCUCAGAAGAUAGCAACUUCCCAUGGUUGGAAUCCUGUAAAUUGGGAGGAAACUUUUAACACAUUUAAAGAAAAACUAAGUCCGAAUACUGUGGUGCACAAUUGGUUGGGCCCAGGGGUUUGCCCCUUAGCAGUGGCCAAAGGUUUCAAGUGCAUUGUAAGCAAUCAAGGGGUUUGGUAUCUGGAUCAUCUGGACGUUCCUUGGGAGAAGUUUUACUACAAUGAACCUCUUGAAGGAAUAAAACAUGCUUCCCAGCAAAAGCUUGUUCUUGGAGGGGAAAUUUGUAUGUGGGGUGAAACAGUGGAUGCCUCAGAUAUUCAGCAAACAAUAUGGCCUCGCGCUGCAGCUGCUGCAGAGCGGUUAUGGAGCACCCGGGAAUCUACUUCUGCUGAUAAUGCAACUGUGUUGCCAAGGCUAGAGUACUUCAGAUGCUUGCUCAACCAGCGGGGAGUUGCAGCAGCUCCAGUCACAAAUGACCAUGGCAGGAUGCCGCCUACCGGUCCAGGUUCUUGCUAUGAGCAAUAAUCUUAGGAUCUUAUUUUUUCUUAUGUAUCGUGCAUCCAUAUUGUGCCACGUGGCUCUUUGCCAUCAUUAUUGUUUAUUUAGUGUUUUAAUGGCGUGUAAAUUACAAUCUGAAUUGGUGCAAUAAGCAGAAAGCUUUCUAAACC
Molecule: messenger RNA, 1895 nt
Organism: Nymphaea colorata (pocket water lily)
Lineage: Eukaryota; Viridiplantae; Streptophyta; Magnoliopsida; Nymphaeales; Nymphaeaceae
Product: beta-hexosaminidase 1
Exons: 15
Coding region: 91-1752 (553 amino acids)
Biological process (GO): carbohydrate metabolic process; glycosaminoglycan metabolic process
Cellular component (GO): membrane
Molecular function (GO): beta-N-acetylhexosaminidase activity
Source: RefSeq, a predicted model, not a curated record